AGAGGGUACCGUGCUACUUUACGUUGGAUAAUAACUACCAGUUUCUCGAAAUCUGGUGGCUAUUAUUAUCAUCCACAGUGUGACUCCGCGCGCAUCCGACUGGUUGUGUUUUUUUUUGUCUGCGGGAGCGGGUUAUGGGAACUAGGUAUAAUGUGAUUAUUGUUCUCGGUUACCAAGUUCCAUCGGAUUGUAGAUAUGUUGCACUCAAAAUGUGUCCUACAGUCGAGUUUACCUUAAAAUUUAUAUAGAACUAAACGUUUUACUCUGUUAACAAAGUGGAAGUAAAUUGAGAGAUGAUGCUGAUGUCAGCACGAGAACUAAUUUUACAAGACAACGGCAAGCUAUGAAUUAGGUGAAGAUAAUUGCCCUUCGUCAGAAUGAGGUAUCUCCGUAAGUUGACCAGCGGGAAGAUCCUAGCUCUCUCCGCUUCUAUCGGACUUUGCAUCUACGUCCUUCUUCUUCUGUCAUCCAAUCAGCACGCUAGCUUUGGGUCACGUGACGGCCCGUGGACUCGGCGAGAAUUCAACGCCGAUGGGUGGCUAGACCAUCUUCACCCUCAGCCGAUUAUCCAUCGCUCCAAAAAUCGCCUCGACGAGUCCAAUACUAAGAAUGACGUCAUCUAUGACGCGGGCGAAGACGACAGAGAAUCUUCGGUUAGCGGUGACAACGCGGGCGACGACGAAUCCUCCUACCCGGUUUUCUCACAUCCGUUCGGGCAUCCGGCUCCGGCCGUUCGUCGGAUAUAUCCCAAGGACAGGAGCAAGUCUAAAAUCGCCUUCAAACCGGUGUACGAAUCUAACACGGAUCGUAGCCGGGUAAACAUGAUAUCUAUCAGAGACGAUUCUUUUGGUGCUAGAAUGGUUGAGGAAAAGCGAACAGAUUACUCGACAGAUGACCAAAGAACGUGCAAGCCCCAGUCAAAUAUAGUUUAUGUAAAGACUCAUAAAACAGGUAGCUCGACGCUACAGAAUAUUAUAUACCGUUAUGGGGAUGAGAGGAGGUUGACCUUUGCACUCCCGUCACGUGGUGUUUACAUCCAAUCAGUGCGCGAGUUUGAACCAAACAGUAUCUUGCCAGUACGUCAGGGAAAAUCAUUCAACAUCAUGGCCAACCAUCAGAGAUUCUUUUAUGAGAGUAUAAAAAAUGUGAUGCCGCCGGAUACCAAAUACAUCACGAUUAUCCGGAAAUCCGCCGAUCAGUUCCGGAGCAUGUAUUCUUACUUCGUAAUGGAGAACACUUACAUGGCUACGCUGGAACAGUACUCACUCAAUCCGGAAUUCUUCUACAAAAAAUACGGAUCUGUUAAAUACAAACGUCACAAUGGACGGGACCCGAUGCUCUUUGACCUCGGGAUGGAGCGUAGUUUCAGCGAGAACCCUAAGCUGGUCCAGGACUACAUCCAGUUCCUGGACUCGAAAUUCCAUUUGGUCCUAAUCAUGGAAUACUUCUUCGAGUCGUUGAUUCUGCUGAAGAAUCUGUUCUGUUGGGAUAUGCGCAGUCUUGUACACGUACAUAACAAGAUUAAAGUUUCGCUGGACCCACAUUCAGCAGCGCAGUCUAUUGACGACGAGAGAGCAGCGGAAUAUGUAGUAAAGCGUCUGGAUUGGUGGAAUAGAGGAGAUGUGAAUCUUUAUACGCACUUUAAUAGAACUCUAUGGGAGAAGAUUGACGCGUAUGGAAAGACGAAAAUGGAGGCGGAGGUGGCCGAAUUAAAAGACAUGUGCGACAAGGUGAAAGAUCAGUGCAUGGACGGGACGAGUAUUCGCGAGAUCUCGCGAGGUUCGAUGAAAUAUACUGGUCUAGCGGAAUACGUGGUUAAACAAAGUCAAAUGAGAAACAGUACGUGUAGGCGACUUGCAAUGACAUCCAAGGAGUUCUUAUCACAUCUUAGAACAAAGCAUAUAAAUAGUUUCCGAAAGGGAAAUUAAAACAAAAUGAUUUUAAAGCUUAUUGUUUCUUUUCUCUACCUGAUUGAUUGAUUGAUUGAAAAAUGCCGUACUUCAGUAAACCAUAAUUGGACAGUACAUUUGCUUACUCUGCAUAAACGACCCUCAUCUCAUAAUCCUUUGCUACUAGUUUCCUACAACUCUCGUUGGGUAGUGCAACGAAGGUCAUGGGGUUUCUAACAAGAGUUCUAUAGUGUGAUGUUUAUGGAAAAGUUGAGGUAAUAUGAGCAAGUGAAUCAUUAGCAAGAUACAUUGUAUCAGAAUACAAUAAGAUUCACUGCAAAGUGAAUCUGAGCACAACUGAAUCAAUUCAAAUUGAUUAUAAUUUUCCCGAUCACUGUGAGCGAGUUUCUUCUACAGACCCACCUUAAUAUUGUUUUAAAAUAUCUUCUUUGAAGGGGCUGUGAAACGGUUUAGAAAGGGGACUUUCAAAAGGGCCAAAAGUGUGUGUGCGAUGGGGGGGGGGUUAUUAUGAAAUCGAAGCAGAUGAUUUUCCUACGAUUUUGUUCAGGUUUAUCAGUUUAUUGAUAAAAUAGUGAGGCGACACUUUCUAAAAAUAUUGGGCAAAAAAUGCUCCCUGAGGGUAAUAAUGUCUUCAACCAACAUUGGGCAUUUUUUAAAUUUAUCUAGUGGGAUGAACAUUUUGCCAAUUCUACAGUAACUACUGCUUAUUUUUUAACCUUACUGGAUAAUAUGCUUCCCGCAUUGGGUAUGAUACUGCCCCAAAUUGGUUGGGCAUAUACUUACCCUCAUGCUAGUUAAAAUUGUACCCAAUUUUUCUUGUAUAGUGCAGGUGGUUGAUGCCCCUCAGACGCCCCUGCUUUGUUCCCUUAAAAUAAUUAUCACGAUCUUUAUUUUUGGUGGUCCCUUCUAUCUCCAUUGUGCCGUCCUGUUUCUCCUUUGCUGCAUUAGAUCAGGGGCCCGUUGCAGAAAGAGUUGCAAUCAAUCGCAACUCUAAAAAUCAUGCGCAACUUGAUUUUCAACCUAUCAACAGCGCGCAUUUGGGACGUGCGAUUGAUUUCUUGGCUUACGUUUAAACACAACUCUUUCCGCAACGAGCCCCAGAUAAUUAUGUUUAAACACAUUGUGAAUGUUUAACUAAGUCAAUAUGCCGUAUACCGUCUUAUGUACAACUGUUUUAAUUUAUUCCAUAUUUUCCUUGGAAUGCAGUUUUCAGAAGGAGCUUGAUUAUCAAAUCAGUAAAUGCUUUCCAAAUUUUGCAAUGAAUGAAAUGAAUGAAUAAAAUUAU
Molecule: messenger RNA, 3195 nt
Organism: Lytechinus variegatus (green sea urchin)
Lineage: Eukaryota; Metazoa; Echinodermata; Echinoidea; Temnopleuroida; Toxopneustidae
Product: galactosylceramide sulfotransferase-like
Exons: 4
Coding region: 378-1928 (516 amino acids)
Biological process (GO): glycolipid biosynthetic process
Cellular component (GO): membrane
Molecular function (GO): galactosylceramide sulfotransferase activity
Source: RefSeq, a predicted model, not a curated record